GCCGAUCUUGCAUUCUGCUGUCAUCAUCAGCUGCCAUGUCAAAGCGCCCCAUUUCGCCAUCGUCGUCGUCGUCGCCGACGCGCAAGCGUCAGCGAAUGGACAGCUCUACGCCGGCCGCGGAGGACGAAAUGCGCCAGCCGCUACCCCCGGCCGUCCUGUUGCUGUCGAUGCCCAAGCUACUCAUUCAGCCCCCCUCGCAUCCGCAGCACGAGCUAUCCCUCUGCUUAAGCAUCCUUGCUUUGCGGAAGUGUCUCAAGACUACCAACCUCAGCGCCGUCGACGAGUGUCGGUGCCAUACCGGCAUCGCGGAGAUUGGGCUCAUCGCGUUACGCGGCGGGUUCGCAGAGAAGGAAGAUAGCUUGUGGGCAGAAGAUCUGCUUGGGGACGUAGAGAGGUCCAUCAGCCAAGGACUCGUCCUCGCUCAGAAGCACCCAGCAUUAUACCUCUAUACUCCCCACUUGACCCUACUCUCCUCUCAACUGGCCGAACAACAAGGCAACAUGAAGUUUGCGCGCGCCGCACUAAACCGCAUGAUGAACAAUACAACCUAUCCCCGCUACCCGGCAGACGUCGUAUAUGCGGCCUAUCUGGACAACAUCUCAUUUCUCAUCGCCAACCCCUCACCCUCCAAUGCUGCGCUCUCUCGCUCCGCCAGUCCCACGAAGACGCCGACGCGAUCACGACCCGUCUCGCCAUUGAAGCCGAAGGUGGACGAGAAGGCCCAGCAGGACACAAACCGGAGGCAGAUCCUGCAUAUACUCGGUUCUUUGCGCACGCAGGCGCUGAACAACGCACAUACACUCGUGGUCACACUUUGCGACCUUGUCAAAUUGCGUCUGCUCAUACGCUGGGGGCUGUGGGCGGAGGUUGGCGAAAUGGUUCAGACGGUUGAGGAGGCGCUCAACCUGACCGGCUCGCAUGCUGCUCCGGCUAUUGGGAAGGAAAACGCACCUGGUUCACAAGCUGCCCCUACACCUGGAACGUCGGCGCCACUCCAGAACUCGAAUCAACAGCCCGGCGCAGUCCCCGCUUUUCAGGACAAGCCGGCGGAUUCCAAAGCCAAUGCCGACGCGACAAACGCUACUCCCACCCUCGAUGUGCCCUACCAUAUCGCUAUGCUCCAAGCGCACGCGCUCAUCCUCGCAAUAACAUAUCACGUCUACACCGGCUCGAUACCAAAAGAUCAUGUCACUCCUCGACUAUCACGCCUACAUGUGCUGCUGGACUCUGGACUCUUCGACAUUCCGGAUGAGAGGGUAUCGGGGCUGGUCCAGUUGCCCUUGUCUGAGUGCGCCAACGCCCGACCGCUGCUGCUACGUCUAACGCCUCCUGCUAUCAUCACCAGCAUGACCUAUCUCAUCUCUGCCGUCUCAAAACGCGACCCUGUUGGGCGCAACCCGAAGCGCGGCGUCUUCGCCCGUGAGGGUCUUCUUCACCUCGAGAAUGAGCUGGCUCUGGGUACUGCGGCGCAGACAGUACCUGACUUCGCCAGCAAGGCCGAGCUGAGCGAAGCCCACGCGCGUGUGUCCAAGAUUCAGGCGGACCUCAUGCUGGAGGGGAUAGCUCUUGACAUCUCGCGGUCCUCCUUCGCCCCUGCAAGACGUAGCUUGGACGCGCUUAUAGCUCACCUACGGUCUCACGGCAUUUGGGAGUGCUACGCUGCUCGCGUGACUCUUCUGGAGGGAUACCUGGCCCACGGCGAGGCGGGGUGGAUGUACACCCUGUUGCUCACGGACGAGGAGCUGGCGGAAGCAAGAGCCAAAGCAGAGGCUACGAUGAAGUCCACCCCCAAAGCGAAGGGUCAAAGCAAAAACAAGAAGAAGCAGGACGCCAAAAUCAAGGCAGGCAAUUCCGCCGAUCUCAGCAACGCCGCCAACCUCACCGAGGCUCGCCGUAAAUGGGGUCGUGCGAGAGACUGCUACCGCGUAGCGGCCACCCUGGCGAAGGAGACCGGUGAUAACUGGCUUUGUGCGGCGGCAAAGGCGGCGGGACUGGCGCUGCGGCUCGGUCUCGAGGCGAUGGGCGAGCGCACGGAGAGAUGGCGGCCGGGGAGUGAAGGCGAAGAGGAUGUCGAGGCAGCAGACGAGGACGACAUCGACAAGUUCGCACGCGCUAUGGAGGACGCUCAGGUCGUCAAGGAGUGCCACGGCAUGGGCGGCAUCCUCAGCGCGGUGGGCCGCGUCCUGCAAGCCUCGCUGAAUGUGCAGGAGGGGACGGCGACGUUGGGCGCGAAAGCAUCCCUCCGUUCCGCGCUCACGCUCACGACGAACGCGCAGGAGAACUACCUGCGCGCGCUCGUGCUAGCGAUGUGCUCGAGCCACUACCUGCUCACCGCGGAAGAGCACGCGAGCGAGAUGCUCGAGGCGUGCAGCAAUAUCGCGUGCGGGCUCGGCGUUGGGCCGAAGAAGGGUGUGCAGGCGCAGGGCUCGGCCUGAUGGGAACAAGCUCGGCAAUGUGCCCCUGCGCUUGUGGUGCGGGGAGCGCAGGGCAGAGCUGUACGCGAGGAAUGGGGACGAGGAGAACAGGGGAAAGGCGUUAGAGACGCAGCAGGCGAUCGUACUGGCUGCGAGGACGAAGAUGAGGGAGCAGAGCGCAUGAAAGACCUUUGCUACAUGGACGCCGGA
Molecule: messenger RNA, 2624 nt
Organism: Schizophyllum commune H4-8
Lineage: Eukaryota; Fungi; Basidiomycota; Agaricomycetes; Agaricales; Schizophyllaceae
Exons: 8
Coding region: 36-2435 (799 amino acids)
Source: RefSeq, a predicted model, not a curated record